AGAUAAUCCUCCUGUAUUCAUUACUGAUAAUGGACAAGGUUAUAAACAAAACAAGGCCAAAUUGGGUCUGAAACGAGUUCGUCCUUGGAAAUGGAUGCCAUUCAAUAAUCCUGGCAGAAAGGAUGGAGCAGUAUUUUACCACUGGAGACGUGUUGAAGAUGAAGGUGAAGAAUAUGCAUUUGCAAAGUUUAAUAAAUCUGUCUCGAUUCCAGAAUACACAGAUGAUGAAUACGUUCAGCAUCUUCAGCGGGAAGGCUGGACCCGACUGGAAACAGAUCAUUUAUUUGAUUUGUGCCAGAGGUUUGACUUGCGAUUCAUUGUAAUACAAGACAGGUGGGACAGAACUCGGUUCUCAAACAGAAGUGUUGAAGAUCUCAAAGAACGUUAUUAUAACAUUUGCAAUACCCUUGCCAAAGUUCGGGCAGUUGGAAGUGUGGAGCCAAAAUUAAUUGCCUAUGAUGCUGAUCAUGAAAGAAGAAGGAAAGAACAACUUAUUAAAUUAUAUGAUCGAACACCAGAACAGGUGGAAGAAGAACAAACUCUCUUAAAUGAACUAAGAAAAAUAGAACUUCGUAAGAAGGAAAGAGAAAAGAAAACCCAAGACUUGCAGAAGCUUAUUACUGCAGCUGACAGCAGUCAAGGAGAAACUAAGCGUCUUGAAAAGAAAGGACCGAAGAAGAAGGUUGUUCAACAAAAAAAUAUUAAAGCAGAAAAUGCUAGUGUUGAUUCGGCUGGAAUCAAGUUUGCUGAUUUUAAGGGAAGUGGAGCCACAGUUCGAAGUCAAAGGAUGAAAUUACCUGCUUCUGUGGGACAAAAGAAAGCUAAAGCUAUUGAGCAGUUGCUUAAAGAGCUUGAUUUAGAAACAAAUCCUAUUCCUACAGAAGAAAUAUGCACAAAUUUUAAUGAACUGCGCAGCGAUAUGGUUCUGUUGUAUGAACUGAAAUUAGCUUUAGUUAAUUGUGAAUUUGAACUUCAGACAUUGCGACAUCAGAGCGAAUCCAUAGCAUUAGAAAAGAAAAAAGAUCACCAUGAAAUUGUCUCAACUUUUAUGGGAGGACCUCAGAGAAUAAAAACUGAGUAAUGUGUCUUGAAUCACUUUAUGAGUAAUGUAUUUCAAAAAAUAAGAGAAAUUCCACUUUUGUUUUCAACUAGCUAUUGUUGCCUGUAACAGAUUGAACGGUUUCAUAAUGUUUGAAUUAUCAUUGCAUAUUUACUUCCCUUGUAUUUGUAUAUAAAAUAUGUAUAUAAAAAUUGUUUAC
Molecule: messenger RNA, 1259 nt
Organism: Uloborus diversus
Lineage: Eukaryota; Metazoa; Arthropoda; Arachnida; Araneae; Uloboridae
Product: DNA methyltransferase 1-associated protein 1-like
Exons: 8
Biological process (GO): negative regulation of transcription by RNA polymerase II; chromatin remodeling; DNA repair
Cellular component (GO): nucleus; NuA4 histone acetyltransferase complex; Swr1 complex
Molecular function (GO): transcription corepressor activity
Source: RefSeq, a predicted model, not a curated record